UGUUGUUGGUCACCCCGGUGUUACACGCGUGUUUCAUUCUGAAAUAUUUGACUUGUUCUGUAGAAUUUAUAUAUAACAUGCAAUUUAAUGUUUCAAGAUUUUGAUUAUGUUUUCUGUUAGACGAGAAAUGGGGAAAAUUAUAAAAUAUAUGUGUAAUGGAUAUUCUUUUGAAGAAACUGUUUCUCUUGCAACUAAUGCACUGAAAAGUGGUAAAGUGAUUGCCUUACCAACUGACACUAUUUAUGGUGUAGCUGCUUUGGCUCAGAAUACUGAAGCAGUUAAUGCAAUGUGCAAAAUCAAAAGAAGAGAUAAUGGGAAAAAAUUUGUUGCAAUUUGUGUUGGCAGUAUUGAUGACAUUCCAAAAUGGGGAAAAGUAGUAUUCCCAAAAUCUAUAUUGACUGAUUUGUUGCCUGGACCAGUAACACUGAUCAUGGAGAGAAAACCAGCUCUUAAUCCAAAUUUUAAUCCUCAUACUUCUACUAUUGGAAUAAGGAUUCCCAAUUCUAAAAUUAUUCAAAGUGUAGCUGCUGCAUGUGAUGAACCACUGGCUUUAACUAGUGCAAAUAUUAGUUCAACAAGAAGUACACUUUCAAUAGAGGAAUUUAAAGAGUUGUGGCCGGACCUUGAUUUAAUAAUUGAUGGUGGUGUACUUGGUCAAUGUGAUCCUAACAGACUUGGAUCAACGGUUGUAGAUUUAUCCAAACAAGGUUUUUACACAAUUGUAAGAAAUGGAUGUUCUCGUGAAAAUACUGAAAAGAUUCUUUUAAAACAUGGAUUGAAAGAACUUCGGUGAUAUAUGGUUAUAAUUAGAUAUUUGUAUGCUUUAUGUAUUCAUUUGUACAUAUCAUAAAAAUUUUUAUAUUUAUAUUUGCU
Molecule: messenger RNA, 873 nt
Organism: Argiope bruennichi
Lineage: Eukaryota; Metazoa; Arthropoda; Arachnida; Araneae; Araneidae
Gene: Tcs1
Product: threonylcarbamoyl-AMP synthase-like
Exons: 5
Coding region: 107-793 (228 amino acids)
Biological process (GO): regulation of translational fidelity
Cellular component (GO): cytoplasm
Molecular function (GO): tRNA binding; double-stranded RNA binding; nucleotidyltransferase activity
Source: RefSeq, a predicted model, not a curated record